UUGGCCAUCUGUGUGGCUGCCUCAUGUCAGCGUCUUCCUACUUGCUGGGAUCUCCCUCCCUCCUAGUUUCUGUUUCUCAUUCUGGCAGGAAUCGCUUUCAGCAAUGCAAAAAGAUGGAAGGAGAUGCGACGCUUCUCGCUCAUAACCCUGCGGAAUUUCGGGAUGGAGAAGAGGAGCAUUGAGGACCGAGUUCAAGAGGAGGCCCGCUGCCUGGUGGAGGAGCUGAGAAAAACCAAUGAUUUACUAGAAGGAUUAAGAAACAGAAAAUAUGCCAAUGGCCAACAGCAGAGUAAAGGUGAAACUACAAAACAUGUUAUUGCCCAUUGCUUGCAAGCUUUUGCUUCCCUAGGAACUCCAAAGCAGAUUAAGAUGGAUAAUGGAACUGCUUGUAUGUCUACCUCUUUUAAAACUUUUUGCACAACCUUUUUUACAUUACAUGUUACUGGCAUUCCCUAUAAAGCUAGCAUCAAGGCAUUGUUGAACGCGUGCAUAAUACUUUAAAGCAAUAUUUAAAUAAAAUAAAAAAGGGGGAGUUUGGUGUUUCUGCCCAUUCUCCUAACAAAUGGCUCUCACAUGCUUUAUUCAUUUAAAAUUUUCUCACAUUGGAAAGAUGGUCGUUCUGUAGCUGAUCGACACUGGCAUCCACAAACACCUGGGAAAAGAGCCAUGGUGAAAUGGAGGGAUCCUAUCACCAAUCAAUGGAAUGGAUUGAUCUGGUACUGGUAUGGGACAUGGGCUCCUGAAGGAUGGGUUUUUUUUAUGCAGUUAAUAUGAUUUUACAUUGUUAGCCCCUGAUGAUUUCUGCAACUGCUCAUUGGGCCAUGUGGCCCCGAUGCUGACAUCUGUAUUUCCAAAGACAUGACAGCGACGCUCAUCACCUGAGAACUGUCAUGAUAAUGUCAUCUUAAUUGGAGAUGACAUUGCCUUUACCAUGGCUAUAUCACUAGUAGGAGUUCCUGGAUUGGCUUAUGGAAAUAAUCGUGGACUGCAAAGGCUUGCAUGUUUGGUGACCAUGACAAUUAAUCUUACUGCUACUGUGCUUUCCAACAUAGCUGAAGAAUUGGAUCAAGUUCACUCAGGAGUACUUUUAAACUGUGCAGCUAUUGAUUACUUGCUGUUAAAAGAUCAUAAAAGCUGUGAAUCUGUGCCUGGGGGAUGUUGUUUUAAUAUUACUCACAAUGUACCAUAUAUAGAGUCUUAUUGAUAAGCUUAAAGUGAAAUGCAACACAUGUUCAUUAACAACCCCCUAUUAUUUGAGGGUUCCUAUGGAUCCAUUGGUUAUUAAUGUUGGCUGGACUGCUACUGCUUUUCCUACUUUGUCUGGGAUGUUUUCCGUGUGUUCUGCAACUUGUGUUAAUUUUACUACAGUCUAUUUGGACUGAGAUUCAUCAUUUAAAACCUCAUACCAAGCCUCCUUUGUAAUCAAAAUAAUUGAUAGUUAGCUGUAUAUUUCAUCUCUCGCCUAAUGUCAAGCUGGAAUGGUAUGCAAUGACGGGUAAGAUACUCAGCAACCUGUACCAACCUAAGACAGGGCUCUAGGCCAAGCUGCUAGAGUUACCGAUGAUGGGUAAGGACAGAGAUGACUGAGGGAAACCUAAGACAGAGGCCAUUCUCAAUUAAAUAAAAGGGGGGAGAUGUAGGCAGCCCAUGAACAAGUCAUAGACAAGUCAAUGUCAGUCUUGGCUUGCGGAAUUCCUGAAAGAAAAAAAGUCAUAUACUCCUAUGUUGAAGGAGAAUAAUCAAACAAGAACAUUCUGCUCAAAUUAACUAUGUUGUGACUAUGUUGUAGAAAGCUUGAUAAGUUGCUUGCAUGUGUUGUUUACUUCUGAGUUGCCUUGAGCUGCAGCUGGUUAUACAUAAAUAUCUCUGAGACACUGGAAUAAACGAGCCUUGAUCAGC
Molecule: messenger RNA, 1899 nt
Organism: Oryctolagus cuniculus (rabbit)
Lineage: Eukaryota; Metazoa; Chordata; Mammalia; Lagomorpha; Leporidae
Source: RefSeq, a predicted model, not a curated record